Molecule: messenger RNA, 1365 nt
Organism: Vitrella brassicaformis
Lineage: Eukaryota; Vitrellaceae
Source: the annotation of a GenBank genome assembly
CUCUCUCCACUCUGAAAACUCUCUCCACACUCUUGGCGCACGGAGAGGAUGAAGGAUGACUGGCCUACACUGUUUGCGAGACUUCCGUGUCAGCCGUACCAACCACCCGCACCAGACGACAAGCAUGGCUACCAUGAUGGUGCUGUCGGGCUAUCUUGUCAUUCUCUUGAUCAUCAUCCCUUCAUGUUCCGCUUCUGCUUCGCUGGAGUCGCUGCGCCUGAGAUCAGGUAGGCUCUACACGGCUCAGUGCAUGACGGGGCAAUGAUCCGUGCUGUCUUUGGAUGCAGGAGGCUCCCUUGCCCUUCAGCUUGGCACGGCCAACGAGACUGACGCGGCGAACGCGACGGAGGGCCUCCACCAAGGUGAGCAGACGCACCUUACACAUUGAUUCACUCGACACUUCGUUUGCCUUCUGUUGUCUUGGCUGCAGCGCACAAGGGUGCCGAUCUUCAGGCUAAGACACACGGCGGUCAAUCGGUACAGCAGUGCCCGGGCAUGAGUCCCGCUGUCGUCGCGCAGCCAGCCUGUCAUUUCGCCCAUGCACAGUGUGGCCGGGGAGCUGUUGAUCCGUCCGUCCCUUCAGUGACGCAGGGAAGCCUCAACUGCGUAACUGCUCAAGCCUUCUGGGGGCUUAGCGCGUGCCUGACCGAUGGCGAAUGUGGUGUCCGAUGCGUCAGCCAUGCCCACCUCUACAUCCAGGUACGUGAGCACAGCUCUUUCCUUUGCCUUCACACACACAGAGACGUCGAUCUUGUGUUGCGUGUGCUGUUUGCUUUAGUUCUGCGGGAGGGACCACAACGGUGACCACGGUCACUGCACAUCCGUCCAAUUCUACGAAGCAUUCCGGGAAGGACUGGAGAUGCAGUGUGGAGCACGCAUACCCCACCGUCAACUUGGUAGGCCCAGGCAGUGCCCCCACGAGAGAGGUGUACGACAGCACUUCAUGCCUGUAUGGCUCGUUUUGUUCCUUCAGCGAAUUGGCGCCCAACAGCCCCGCCGGCGCCCCGUUCUGGCCACGUCCCAAGUCUCGGCCUGUAGAGAACUAUGAAGCCUUCAACUUGGCUGCCCUCGACGCCCUUGUGACCACUUCGUGCCCAUACAUACAAAUGCAUGCAGUAGCUUUGUCAAUGUGGACCCAGUGUAGUCUCUGGGUCGCCGAGGGAUGAUUGACUGACUUGACGAUUGAACUGUAGAUAGCUUGACGAUUGAGCUGUAGAUAGCUUUGUUUUGUGAGAGAGAGUGCCUGUCAUGGGACUGUGCUUUUGGUCAACGAACGGUUGUCGAUAACUUGAGCGAAGAAUGGAGACUCGAUGGUGUGUGUGUGUUGCCUCGAUGGGCACAGCCCAGGCCAACAUGACGUGUGAC